Scomber scombrus (Atlantic mackerel) is the source of this 592-nucleotide messenger RNA. RefSeq names its product cytochrome c oxidase subunit 6B1. The transcript is spliced from 4 exons. The record is from RefSeq and is a predicted model, not a curated record. NCBI's taxonomy places the organism in Eukaryota, Metazoa, Chordata, Actinopteri, Scombriformes, Scombridae. Gene Ontology annotation, cellular component: respiratory chain complex IV; mitochondrion. The coding region runs from base 127 to 387 and encodes 86 amino acids.
UACCGUAAUGAUGAGAGCGCACGGCUACAACGAACCGGCGCUGCUGCUUAUCAGAGUACGUGACACUUACGUCCGGUAUAAAAGUCACUUUGAGCUCAAGCCAGCGACUGCCACGAAGAGGUCAAAAUGGCUGAGGACAUUAAAGUCAAACUUGAGAAAUAUCGCACUGCUCCCUUUGAUGCCAGAUUCCCCAACUCCAACCAGACCAGGAACUGCUGGGCCAACUAUCUGGACUUCCACCGCUGCCAGAAAGCUCUGGAUGCUAAAGGAAUAGACACCGCCCCGUGUGAAUGGUACAGGAGGGUCUUCAAAUCACUCUGCCCCAUGUCCUGGGUCCAGAAGUGGGAUGACCAGAGGGGAGAGGGGACUUUUGCAGGAAAAAUCUAAAACUGCCAUCUUCAAAGCUGUUAGUCUGCAAAGAUGUAAUCUUUCCAGCUAAGUGUUUGUAUCUGUGGUUGGAGAGCCGUGAGCUCCAGCACCACCUUUCCAAUAUCGAUGCUCUGUCACAGAAGCCAUCUAUAACUGAAUGUUCAUUCCUCACAAAUACCAUGAGAUGUACAGCACAGUCUGCAUUAAAAUAUCUCAGAAUAUA